This is a messenger RNA of Fusarium oxysporum Fo47, 1879 nucleotides long. Its product is annotated as thiamine diphosphate-binding protein. The transcript has a single exon. The record is from RefSeq and is a predicted model, not a curated record. The coding region runs from base 45 to 1787 and encodes 580 amino acids. Gene Ontology annotation, molecular function: carboxy-lyase activity; thiamine pyrophosphate binding; magnesium ion binding. Lineage: Eukaryota; Fungi; Ascomycota; Sordariomycetes; Hypocreales; Nectriaceae.
GCCGCUGUCAGUACUCAACAGUCUUCUCCCAGCUUAUAAACAUCAUGAUAAACAGAAAGAUUCCUCUAGCAUCUUACCUCUUCACACGCCUUAGGCAGGCUGGCACGAGACGCGUGUAUGGCGUCCCAGGCGACUUCACCCUCCGAGCUCUCGACCAUCUCCCGCCUUCAGGGCUCAAGUUCGUCGGAUGCUGCAAUGAGCUGAAUGCCGGAUACGCAGCGGAUGGAUAUGCUCGAGCUCAACGCCAUCGCAAAGCAUCUGGUGUUGGCGCUUUGAUCACGACUUAUGGCGUUGGAGAGCUAAGUGCGGCUAAUGCCGUCGCUGGAAGCUAUGCGGAGUAUUUGCCCGUUGUUCACAUCGUCGGAACGCCUUCGCGACGAGCAAGACAAGUCUCGUGCUCGUCUCUUGGCGGGAAGAAGCCGCAUUUGCAUAUCCACCAUACGAUGGCCGACUCCAGAAUUGGGGUAUAUCGCGAGAUUGCGGAGAAAUUUACUGUUGCGCAGCUUGAUCUUGCUGAGACGACGCCGGAGGAUGUACCAACUCAGAUCGAUAGAGUUUUGUCCCAGGCGCUACACUAUAGCCGGCCGGUCUACAUAGAGGUGCCGUCAGAUGUUGUCGAGACUGGUAUAUCGUCAGAGAAGCUGAAUGCCCCGAUAGACCCGAAUCCCGACACAGCUCGCAACCUUGACGCUGGUCAAAUGGCACAGAACCUCCUGCAGAAGCUCUAUUCAGCCAAGCGACCUCUUAUCAUAGUUGAUCGAGCUGAAGGCGCAGAGACCAUCAGACAAGAGAUCAAUGAUUUCGUACAGAAAUCCGGCAUUCCUACAAUAUCUUUACCAUCAGGUGCCAGUAUGGUAGACAACUCGUUACCUAACUACUUCGGUGUUUAUUCCGGGGCAAUCGGUGCGGUUGAUUUGACAUCAGCGGUCAAGUCAGCAGACCUUGUCUUGGCCUUUGGAUGUCAAUUCUCUGAUACACAAACACUCGGUUGGGCUGUGUUACCAGAACGACAUGUUAUGACCCUCAUCAGCAGGAAUCAUAUCGAGGACGAACCUGUUGAUGUCCGAGAGGUUCUCAAAGGGAUGGCUCAAACGGUUGAUAGUACCAGACUGCCAGGACAGGAUACGUCCUCAUGGGGAGACUUUAGAAACCAACCGCAGUUCGAGGUCUAUCCCAAGGCGUAUAUCAUCCAAGAUGAGUUCUACAUCCACCUGAACAAACACCUACAGCCCAACGACACAGUCUUACUCGGUAAUGCGACACCAAUCAUAGGAGGCCGCGAUCUGGUUCUUCCACCAUCUUCUCAGCUGAUUGCCUCUGGAAUGUGGUUCUCAAUCGGUCACAUGCUCCCAGCAGCUCUUGGAGUCUCGCAAGCAAAGGCAGUUAUGAAAUCAAAAGGUCGCACGAUUCUUCUUGACGGAGAUGGGAGCUUCCAAAUGACAGCUCAAGAACUCAGUACUAUCAUCCACCAACGUGUCAACGUGAUUAUCUUCAUCAUCAACAACAGCGGGUAUACAUAUGAGAGGUAUAUCCAUGGAAUGAGUGAGGCGUACAACGACGUGGCGCCUUGGAACUAUAGUGCUGCUCCUCAGCUUUUCGGGGAUGCACCAGAAGGGUAUCCGAUUCACUCUUGUAAAGUGAGGAAUAUGGAAGAAUUGGAUGAGGUUCUCAACUCUGAGGGCUUUGUAAAGGGCAAGGGCCUGACUCUUGUUGAUGUUGAGAUGGAUAUGUAUGAUAUCUCGGAAAAGGCCAAGAUUCUAUUUGAGUUGGCUGGAAAGCAGCUGUGAUAGAGCAUUUAGAGACCCAUUUGGUCGUAUGCAUUUGGAAAAAAUGUUUGUCUGAGGCAACCCUCUUAUACUUUGAACACAGAGAUAAUAUC